Messenger RNA from Staurois parvus, 350 nucleotides. Lineage: Eukaryota; Metazoa; Chordata; Amphibia; Anura; Ranidae. The record is from the annotation of a GenBank genome assembly.
AUGUAUGUGAAAUGGUUUGAUACAGUAAUGGAAUACUAUCAGAUUUUAGUGUAUUGAGCAGCAAUGACAGCAAAAAUUACAUUUUUCAAAUUUCCCGCCGGUUCCGGCGCCCGUACGUCCCGACGUCACAGGGACCGGAACACAGAAGCCGAUGCCGGCAUCGGCUGGGGGAGAUGGCCGGGGAUGCUGCAGGGGACACAUCGCGGGAGCGAAGGACAAGGUAAGUGCUGCAGGGACCCCCAGAGCAGCGCCGCAUGGUAAGCCCGAGUGUAGCUCGGGGUUACCGCUCUUGGUAUAGAAAUUUUACCCCGAGCUACAUUCGGGAUUACCGCUAAGGAGGUUAAAUAAAU